Messenger RNA from Colletotrichum abscissum, 1338 nucleotides. RefSeq names its product all development altered-6. The transcript has 4 exons. The coding region runs from base 1 to 1338 and encodes 445 amino acids. NCBI's taxonomy places the organism in Eukaryota, Fungi, Ascomycota, Sordariomycetes, Glomerellales, Glomerellaceae. Gene Ontology annotation, cellular component: nucleus. The record is from RefSeq and is a predicted model, not a curated record.
AUGAUAUCCGCCGCAGCCCUGAUUCAACCUGCCGGCAGUGCCAAAAGGGCAAGCUCAGAUGUGAUCGAAAACAGCCUUGCAGCGGAUUCCACCCCACUGCCUAUCAUCGCCAACGAUGCCUUCAACUACACGGGCGUGCUUCCGACGUUGCCGGCUCAGGCGCUUGACACCUUUCGGGAUAUUGGGCCCUUAAUGAGAGCUGAUCUCCGCUCUACUUCGGACGAAUCCAAACUUUCACAUACAUGUCUACAGUACGCAAUGUGGGCGAUGGCGUCUUCACUGUCGUCGCAGUUUCAACAUUUGUGCGACACCAUGUAUCGCGAAGCCCUCGACCGCCUCGGGAAUCUUGACUCUCCUGGCAGUCCAAUGGAUAAAGAGGAGGGUUUAUUAAAGCAGACCCAGGCGUGGAUUCUCAUCUCGAUGUAUGAGCUGAUGGCAGUCGGUUUCCACGGCGCAUGGGUGAGUACGGGGCGAGCGAUACGCCUGAUACAGCUCCUGCGCCUGAGCAAUAUCGAUUCAAGUUGUUCCAAAGCCUCCGGAUCAGCCGAGGACCCAGAUUACUUUGUCGAGAAAGAGGAGAAGAGAAGGACGUUCUGGAUGAUAUAUACUCGGCUUCCUUGCUCUGAAGACGCAUUUCAAAGCCGCACGCCCACCAUCUCUCUGUUUCUCCCAGAAGCUAUGGAGCUGCAGACAGCAGCAAAGCAACAUCCGUUCUUGGAAUUCAUUCUAUCCAUCUCAAUGUCCGAGCAGAUUCAAGUCCACAAGAAUCGAUCGAGGAUUGGGCAUGAAAGUGGGACGUCGCCUGCCCAAUUUUCGGAGCGGCACAUGUUUGUGGACUCCGUCCUCACGCGGCAGAUUUUCCGUCUGCAGGGCCUCUCCGUAUCACAUCGCGCUGAAUCUAUGACAUUACUUACUAGGAUAGUGGCCCAAGUAGCGUCACUAUCACUUCUGGAGGUGGCCGCAACCAUGCCGGAUACUACUGCAGAGUACCAUCAUCUCGUCGAUGGCUGUGAGGAAAGAGCUGUAGCAGCAGCUAGAGAGAUUGCACGCUUAUCGAGUAUUUUAUUAUCCGACUUCAACAUUUGCCAGAUCCACCCAUUUACGCCAGCGCCAUUUCAUUCAUGUCGGGAAGCUCUGGUCAGGUUUCAGGAACGUGGCAUGGCGUUAGAAGAUGAGAUUAAGACAAUGGAUGAAGCUUUGGAGGAGUUGAAAGCUGAAAAUGGGUUUUGCCAAGGUAUACCGAAGCCAGAGCCGCCUCGUUUUGGAUAUGAGGAUGCCUUGGCGACGCCUGACUCUCUCAUGGACCUGUUGAUUGAGGAACCGAGUAUGGGGGACUGA